This is a messenger RNA of Saccostrea echinata, 1978 nucleotides long. RefSeq lists its product as uncharacterized. The transcript has 8 exons. NCBI's taxonomy places the organism in Eukaryota, Metazoa, Mollusca, Bivalvia, Ostreida, Ostreidae. The coding region runs from base 12 to 1580 and encodes 522 amino acids. The record is from RefSeq and is a predicted model, not a curated record.
CCAUUCGAAUAAUGAAUAUGUUCAGGAGGUGCUGUGAAAUUGAUCAAUCAUUUCUAUUUUUGAUAUCUUUAGUCGAGAUCGGAGGAGAAUGGACAUCAUGGUCAAGUUGUUCAAAGUCUUGUGGUGUAGGAACGCAGAAUCGAACAAAAAUGUCUGACGGGGAGAUCAUGCGAGAAGAACAGUUUUGUAAUCUACAGUAUUGUCCUGGCAUUGGUGUUUCUUGCUCAGGAAGAUACUGCCAUCAGUUCGAUGGCAUGGCUGACUGUAUAAAUAAAGUGUGUAUCUGUAGAGUGGGACGAAAUUGGUAUCAAUAUGACUACAGUAGAUACUAUAACAAAUAUAACUGCUAUCCUGAAGUUGGAAACUGCAUAAUUCGAGAAAGUCCACAAUUUGCUCUUGCUCAUGUGCAAUCGUUAAAAUAUGGAUAUACAUUACGGAGCUGUGUUGCUAAUGACAAUCCUCACUACGAAGUACACAUGAUUGGAAUUUAUGGGGAUUCUUGGUCCGAGUACAAGAUUGUGAUACAUCCAAGAGGGGAAGUCAAAAAACCUUUAGUUCUUGUGUUAUCGUCAUACCACUCAACUUCGUGGUGGAUUGACACAAGUGUUCACAUAGAUUCCAUUAUCUAUGGAAGCACUAGAGACAGCGCAAGCCAACCUAUAAAUUUAUAUGACAACUCGAAGUGUGGUGCUUCAAACAUUAUAAAAUGGGAAAGUAUGGGAUCCGCCUAUGGAUCUGAUACAGGAGGAGGGAACACAGUUAAAGUUAUACUCGACAUAGAGAGAAGAUACGGACCCGUGACCUCAUUUUCGGGUGUAUAUACGUUGUACUCACCUAGAAUUAUCAAACUGGAGGUAGGAGGAAAUCCACUACAGAAGGCCUCACCUAAUGGAUUUAAGUACAAUGAUAUAGUACAGUGUGAGUCAGUUACUCCUAAAUACUCUGUGGUAACCUCCACAAGACCAACAACUACGUCAUCGGACAAAGAAACUAAGGAAGAGGAGGGGCUCUCAGAGACUGAAAGUGUUGUCAUUAUUCCAGUUGUUUCAGUCCUUCUAGUUACUGGCAUUGUCUGUCUGUGUAUUUGUUGUGUGUACAAGAGAAAAGCAAAGUCUACACACUACAUGUCUACAUCGGACAGAAAUUCUAGUCAUGGAGUUGUUGGAGACCAGGCCAGAUCUUUUCCCAUUUAUGAAAUAUCAGACAGAAAUAGUACUUCAGUUUUUAAUACAGAUUUUUCCAAUGACUUGUCUUUCACCCAAAUAAUACCACCAAUUAACUCGACUACAAGACCUUCGUCCGUUAUGACCACAGAUGAAGGAUUGUCAUAUGAUGAUACACGAUUCCAAGCACUGGACGAUCUACCUCCACCAUACUCUUCAUGUGUCCAAGAAACUCCACAACCGAAGACAGAGUCGUCUUCUUGUAUGCCAACCCUUGAUACAACACAUUCCUCUUCACGUGAGCACAAUUCUCCAGAGCCCCCGCCUAGUUACUCAUCUUACAUACAAGGAACGUCUCAAAGAUUAACAAAUUUACCUUCUCAAAAUGACUCUGCACCAGUGACAGAAAGUAGAUAAAAUAUCAACACAACUGCUAGUAUUCCAUAAAUUUACAAGGCAACUGUCGCAACAUCAUAAUCAGUUUUGUUCAAAAACAGUGUGCUGUAAUGGAAUGCACGAUAAAGUCAGUCCACGGCUUUUAAUCCUCAAAUUACAGAAACUCUGUGAAAAAGAUUUCGAAAAAAGAGACCACAUACUUGACAGCAAAAAAUGUUACGUGUCAGACAAGAUGGACAGUUUCAUCAGUGUUUGAUUACACAGAUCCAAAGAAAAAGAGUCUGAAAAGAUAAGAUUUUCAUGUGUACAAAAGUAGAUGUUUGUUUCAUUUGUUCCGAUUGUAUUAAAACUAGAUCUUUAUUAAGGUAGUGAACUGUGUUCAGUAUUACGCGAUACAUAUAUCAUGAUUAAAAAAAAAA